This is a messenger RNA of Oryzias melastigma (Indian medaka), 2662 nucleotides long. RefSeq names its product transmembrane protein 41B (gene tmem41b). Bases 104 to 952 code for a protein of 282 amino acids. Gene Ontology annotation, cellular component: endoplasmic reticulum membrane. Lineage: Eukaryota; Metazoa; Chordata; Actinopteri; Beloniformes; Adrianichthyidae. The record is from RefSeq and is a predicted model, not a curated record. The transcript is spliced from 7 exons.
UAGCGUGUCAGCAGGCUGUGUCACCGGUGCUGUUUCUUUCGCCGGUUAUAGCUAAUUCUCCCUUCGGUUUACUGUGAUUCCACUUUCAUUUUUAAACAAAAGAAUGGCAAGAAAAAGGAGAGAAAGAAGCGACAUGGACGGGUUGUCUCCGACUCAGGACGAGGUGAAGUCUAACGACAGUGACUCGCAGCUUUUGAAAGCUCAAGAAAGAGAAGGAGGCUCAGCACGCAUGUCUCUUCUUAUUUUGGUGUCAAUAUUUGCCUGCUCUGCAUCAGUCAUGUACCUGGUCUACAAGAACUUCCCAGAGCUUCCAGAUGAUGAAAUGGAGAAAAUCAAGAUCCCUAAAGACAUGGAUGAUGCCAAAGCAUUGGGGACUGUGUUGUCCAAAUACAAAGACACAUACUACACCCAGGUGUUGGUGGCUUACUUUGCUACCUACGUUUUCCUCCAGACGUUUGCUAUCCCCGGAUCAAUCUUCCUCAGCAUCCUGUCGGGCUACCUUUACCCUUUCCCCUUGGCACUUUUCUUAGUCUGUUUGUGCUCGGGCCUCGGAGCUUCCUUCUGUUACAUGCUGUCUUAUCUAGUGGGCAGACCUGUGGUCUACAAGUAUCUCACUGAAAAAGCACAGAAAUGGUCCCAGCAGGUUGACAAACAUAGAGAUCAUUUAAUCAAUUACAUCAUCUUCUUGAGAAUAACUCCCUUUCUUCCCAACUGGUUCAUCAACAUCACCUCACCUGUCAUCAAUGUUCCUUUGGGAGUUUUCUUCAUUGGCACCUUUAUUGGAGUGGCACCGCCAUCCUUUGUAGCGAUCAACGCCGGUACAACGCUGUACAAACUGACCACAGCUGGCGAGGCCGUGUCCUGGAACUCCCUGGCCGUGCUUGGCGUGCUCGCCGUCCUCUCCAUCUUGCCCGUCUGCUUCCAGAAAAAGCUGCAGCAGAAACUAGAGUAGACCAGAACUCUGCACCUCAUCUGCGGCUGCUACCGUCUCCCUCGGCUCAGGAACAUGCAGCUGCCGCUAAAUCUGCUCGGUCAGUGUCUCGCACAGUUUCUGGUGGAGCGUUUGUGGCGCAGGGUUUGGGGGGGGGCGUUGUCUGUAAACAACAUGCAUAGAGUGGUGGGUCGUUUGUUGCGUUGAAGUAUAAACUGUCUGCUGCUUUUAGACAUUUUUUUCCCUGUAUUUCUGUGGCUAAUGCUACUGAAUGUGGCUCUAAAUGUAAAUAAGCAAAAGUUUUUUGUUUAUAUUUAAGGCACUGCUAAUCAGUGUAUUCCUUUCUUAAGAGACUUAAAGGUGCUAUUAGUUGGAAUUAUUUCUUUGUGGCGUGCAGGAAAGUGUUUCAAAUUCUACAUUUUUUACAGGGAAGCAGUGUUUUACCUCCUAUAAAGACCUGCUAGAACAGUAUUUUUGUUGAAGUUUAAUGUACUUGAACAUGAAGAAAAUGCUUUAUCAGUAACAUAUCAGUAAUUCUAUCCUCUUGAUAGCACCUUUACCUCUCCUUCCUAUAUUUUAUGUUUAAUGUCUCAUUUCAACUUUGAGAAUUGAAGUACCACAGCAAUAAAACUUUUGUCCUUUUUUUUUAGUUCAUAUUUUGAUUUGGUGAAUGUUUCUUUGGCAAAGAUUCCUGGGAAAUAUAAAUUUAGUUAGAUUCUGUUCCUGUUUUGGUAUUUAAAGAUGUUUAAGUUGAACUCUUUAUUUUGAAUGUUUUUAUUUCAAAAAACACUUGACAACCUGCCACAGCAGGCUGUAAAGAGAUCUUCCUUCUGCUGCAAUAACUUCAGAGAGAAAGUUAAUGCAUCGCUGUUCUCUAGCUAACAUUUGUCAUAAAAUGAAUAAAUAAAUAAAUCUUUCAACUGCCUGCCUACAGCCAAAAUGGGGGGAAAAUGCUGUAAAAUAGAGCAAGCUUGAAUCUCACUGCUUGGUUGAAGUAAUAUAAUGUUACUUCUCUACACAUGCUAGACUUGCAGUGUAUAUAGUUCUACUUCAGGGUGUCGAUGCAUGAAAAGCUUCCGCCAUAAGAAGUAAAAAAAAUGUUUUGAAUGUUUCUUUAUUUUUUUAAUGGAUAUUCAAUGUUGGAUAAUUUGAUUUCCCAUAUGGUGAUACUACAGUUACAUCUAUUAUCUGUCAGAUGCACAUUUUACUUUUGUUUGUAAUAUUGUCCAUUAAUACUCAGUGGGCCUUGCCUUUGAUGGAAUUACUUCUUCCUGAAUAUACAGGAAUCUUGUUGUUUUUUAAGAGCAUGUUCAGCCUCUGCCUACUCUCCCAGAAAAAAGACAGUAAAAUUUUAAAGUAAUAUUUUGAACAAAUUCCUAAUUUACUACUUUUGUGCCCUUAUUUAAUAAAAAAUGUGAUGACUAUGAUAUAUUUACCCUUAAUUUAACAUCUUACCCAAACAUUUUUUAAAUGGUUGAUUUUUUUUUUUUUGCUUAAUUUUUGCCUGAUUUCAGUGUCCCCAUAACUAUAUAUUCAAGCUUAAUGUAUAUUUCUUUUUCUGACUUAAUCAAAAAUGUGAGAAUGUUGAUGUCACCCUCUGCUAAUGUUUGAAAAAGAUGACAAUUCUGUACUGAAUGGUGGGGCAUUUUAGUGGGGAGUUUACAGACCACUCAAUUCUGUCCUGCCUAAUCUUUUUAUUAUUUAUUAAUAAAUUUCUCUUUCCAGAACACA